AUGCGGCCCAGCGGCGCGGCAACGUCGUGGGUUGUGGGGGCGGACGCGCAUCUCUACGACGACCUGGACGCCGCCGCCAUCCCGGCGCUCCUCGGCUCCUGCUUCGACGGCGAUAACGUCGAUGCUCAAGCCUGUACCAGCUCCAGUUCGCCGCGAAGAUAUCCCAAAUGGAAGGUUGGUGUUAUCAUUGGAAAUGCUGGAGAAACUAUAAAGCAUAUCCAACUUCAUUCAGGGGCAAAGAUCCAAGUAACAAGGGACAUGGAUGUUCAACCCGGGUCACGGACAAGAUUGGCUGAUCUUUCGGGCACUCCUGACCAGAUAAGCAGAGCUGAGCAGUUGAUAAGUGAUGUUUUUGCAAAGGCUGAUGCUGGCUCAUUUGGCACUAUCUCUAGUUGUGUUGAGCAAUUCCAGAUGCAAAUUGCUAACAACAAGUUAGGCGACCGUGAUCUUGAGCCAAACUUUAUGGUGGAUUGUGAGAUUUAGUUCGGCUGCGCUCUGACUCUUCGUCGAGGAGCAUGCACAGUGCGGUGGUGCGGCGGCCUCAGAAGGUGGGGCACCGACACCUGCAGCUUGUGCACGCAUCUCCUGCAUCCCGCAACCUUCUCCUUCCCGGCACAGCAGGAGCAGGAGCAAGGAUGCCGAGGCGGUUCAGGUUUGCCUCCUCCUCUCUCCCCUCUGCUCUCACUCUUGUCUCCCUUUUUUGUUUCAUUCUGCAGCUUCAUUCAAGCAUAUAUUUUAAGUUGCUAGGUAUUCCAGGUAGUUGCUAUGCAUGUAUUGUAACAAGGUACAGUCAGUAUUGAUGGCACUUGGUCUCCAUAAUUUGGAUCUACAGGUUGUACACUGUUGAACUGAGAAAGUGUCUCAUUGGGGUGUGGAGUGGGAGAGGAGUGGUAUUUUAUCUAUUCAGUUUCAAGUCAGAUGGAAAAUUUUGUUUCCCUUGGUUAGUAUAUUGCAAGACAGAGCAAAACUUGAUUGUGUAUAUAUUCUGUUUUUAAACAAUUGAUCCUAAGAACGUGGUGUGUUGUAUUUCUUCUUUCAACAAAACCUACUCAGUUACUCCCUCCGUUUCAAAAUAGAUGACUCAACUUUGUAUAAAGUUAGUACAAAAUUGAGUCAUCUAUUUUGGAACGGAGGGAGUACAUUUUACCACAAAGUUGAGAAGUUGAUUAUCCUCUUAUAACGAAAUUGGUGAAAAGCCUGUACACCUAAAUACUUAUUUAGUCGAUCAGGAGUUUCUCAUGCCCAAGAUUACGCGUGCAUAGGAAAAUUAUUGUUUCCUGCUAAAUGGGGUUAAUUUCAUGCCUUUGUAGGAGAGAGGUGGGCCAAAGAAUUCCAUGUUCAACAGGAUGGUGCAAAAUUUUAGUUGGAGAUAGGCUGUCUAUGGACAUCAGGACAUGCAUGUUGUAGAUCUGCUUAUAAUAAUUUUGUAAUACUCAGAUUUGUUCAGAUUGGCUCAUUUCUUUAAGAAAUAUUAUGUCCCCUGUUUCAUGGCAGAAAAUUUUGAUUGCAUAAUAUUCACCUUCAUAAUA
This is a messenger RNA of Triticum dicoccoides, 1529 nucleotides long. RefSeq lists its product as uncharacterized. The transcript has 5 exons. Gene Ontology annotation, molecular function: RNA binding. The record is from RefSeq and is a predicted model, not a curated record. NCBI's taxonomy places the organism in Eukaryota, Viridiplantae, Streptophyta, Magnoliopsida, Poales, Poaceae. The coding region runs from base 1 to 483 and encodes 160 amino acids.